Molecule: messenger RNA, 1579 nt
Organism: Melanotaenia boesemani (Boeseman's rainbowfish)
Lineage: Eukaryota; Metazoa; Chordata; Actinopteri; Atheriniformes; Melanotaeniidae
Gene: tbx16
Product: T-box transcription factor 16
Exons: 9
Coding region: 1-1401 (466 amino acids)
Biological process (GO): pattern specification process; cell fate specification; regulation of transcription by RNA polymerase II
Cellular component (GO): nucleus
Molecular function (GO): DNA-binding transcription factor activity, RNA polymerase II-specific; RNA polymerase II cis-regulatory region sequence-specific DNA binding
Source: RefSeq, a predicted model, not a curated record
AUGCAGUCUAUCAGAGACCUAAAGUCCAACUUUAGUGGUCCUCCUCCCACCUCCAUGGCUGCCAGCUCUGAAGCCUAUCUCCAGGGCAACAUCAGGAUGACUCUGGAAGACUCCGAACUCUGGAAAACUUUCAGUGAAAUAGGAACAGAAAUGAUUAUCACUAAGCCUGGCAGGAGGAUGUUUCCGCACUGUAAAAUGAGUCUAUCUGGUCUUAUUCCGUGUGCCAAGUACAUCUUAUUAGUUGACAUGGUCCCUGAGGAUGGUUUCAGGUACAAGUGGAAUAAAGAAAAAUGGGAGGUGGCUGGAAAAGCAGAGCCCCAGCCUCCCUGCAGGACCUACCUUCACCCCGACUCUCCGGCUCCAGGGAGCCACUGGAUGAAGCAGAGCGUGUCUUUCCUCAAGCUCAAGCUUACCAACAAUACGCUUGACCAGCAUGGCCAUAUCAUUUUGCACUCUAUGCACCGCUACCACCCGCGCUUCCAUGUUGUCCAAGCAGAUGACCUGUUCAGUGUCCGCUGGAGUGUUUUCCAAACUUUCACCUUCCCAGAGACUUCUUUCACUGCAGUCACUGCCUACCAGAACACCAAGAUUACAAAGUUGAAGAUUGAUCACAACCCAUUUGCAAAAGGUUUUAGGGACGAGGGCACAAAUAAAAAAAGGCGUUCAAACAAAAACCCAGCGUGCCUUGAGAAAAGAGCAAAGAUAUCAGAUACUUUGAGUAGGGACGCUAAAGAGGACAGUUCACCAGAUUUUUGCCCAUCAUCAUAUGAUGGUUACGAUGGAGAUGAAGGCAACUUGCCCAAAAGGAAAAAUGAGGAUGCCGUCAAAGAGGAGCGUUACUCCCCAUGGGGUGCUGAGACGGAUCAAAAUGUGAGAAACAACUCUCCGGCUGGGGUGGACACCAGAGACGUGUACAACUCAGAGCAGCUUGUCCCUGCUCCAGCCUCCUACCAGCCAUACAGGGGUCACGAGUAUGGAAAGUCCCCAUCCCCCUCCUCCAGCACUGGCAGCAGCAACAGUGGAUCAGGACGCAGCAGUUUUGAGUCCAGAGUUCCUGAUGUCGCCACUGUUCCAGAUCAUGAUUCUUCAAAGCCUCGAUCACAUGAAGCUAAUCCAUCCCACUGUGGCCCCCAGCAUCUUCCAGGUCCCCAGGACUACACCGGGGUGCUUAACAUGGCCAUGACCCAGGCUGGCAAGCCAGGGGUGAUAAGCCACCACAUUUACAGUCCCUACAGCACAGAGCAGCCCCUGGGCCAGUGGAGCGGCCCCAGCCCGGCACAGUAUCCCCCUCCUCACCAUCUGACCGCUGAUUACACCACGCAAGCUGUGCACCAUGGCUAUCACCAUGGCAAUGUGACUGAGUGGAGCCAGUACCCGCUGUUCUCUUAUUCCUGCUGGUGAAGGAGAUCCUUGGUGUUAACUGACUGAGAUGAGACUUAACAAAACGCCGCUGCAUCUUGUGGCUGAUGCAGCGAAUGCAUGCCCGAGCAAGGCUGAGGGGCCUGCGAGGAUAGCAGCUUGCCACUGUAUUUUGCUCAAAUGGGCAGGUUUCAGACUUCUUUUGUUUUGAGUGAAAGUU